AUGCUCGAUGAAGAUAUAAUGAUUUUCUGCCCUAUUCAUAAUUAUGAAAUCGUAUUUCUUGAUAUUCAUGAAGGAAUUCCUCUAGGAGAAAGGGCUUGUUGUAGAGGGUGUUGUAAUAUCAAAAGAGCAUAUAAUAUUGAAAAAGCAAUAAAUAAGAUCAAUUCUUAAAGACUUUUGGAAACCUAGAUUAUCAAUACUAAUUUAGAUAAAAUAAUGGAGGAAAUAAACUUUAUAGAAAAAAAAAUAAAAGCUUUUUAUAAAGAAAUUGAAGUUGCUUUUAAUGAAGUUUUACUUUCUAUAGAAAACUAGAAAAUAAAUCUAAAAUCUUAAGCAAAUAUUGAAAAUGAAAUAAAGAUUAAAUCUUUAAGUGAUCUUUAAAAUCUUGCAUUAAUGAUAUGUUAAUUAGAAAACAAUUAGAAUAAUAAUUUUUUUUAGUUCAAAUAAUUAGAUAUGAGUGUUUAUUUAAUAGAUCUACAGAAUAAAUUAGAAAAGGUUCAGAAUAUUGUUGAUUAAUAUAUGACAACAAUAAAAGCUACUAAAAUUGAUUCAGAAUAAUAAAUAGUCUUUCGAAAUAACUAUUAAGUGAUUUAAACUUAUCAAAUGGAUAAAUGGAUUGAUCCAAUAUUAUUUUAAUAAGAUAACAAUAAGGCAAUUAUAUGUGAUUGUUCUGGAAUUAUGGAAAUUAAUUUUGAUAAUAGCAAAUUUAUAGUUCAGCGUUUAAUUUAGAUAAAUAAUAUUACAGGAAUUUGUUUAGAAGCUAAUCUAAACUUAAUGAUAAUAGCAGGUCAAGAUGCUUUAAUUUCAAUUUGGCAAAAAGAAAAUUAGAAUUGGCAUCUACGUUCAUCAUAUAAAGGACAUACUUAAUCAAUUAAUAAAAUAAUAAUAAAUGAAUCUAAAUCUUAGGUUAUAUCUGCUGGAUUAGAUCAUAAAAUUGUUAUAUGGAAUAGAAAAGAGUUAAAAUUAGAAAAAUAGAUUUCUUUAAAAGAACACAAAAAAAGUGUCACAAGUUUAGCUUGGAAUUAUUCUGGAGAAUAUUUUGCAUCUGGAAGUGCCGAUAAAAGUAUAAUUAUUUGGAAAUCUAAUAAUGGAUAAUGGAGUUUACAUUAAUAAAUAAGUGAUAAACAUUAAGAAUUAAUUUCUGAUAUUGUUUUUGACAAUUAUGAUAAUAUAUAUACAGCAGCUGAGAAUGUAAAUGUAUGGAAAUUAGAUAAUAGUAAGAAUUAUAUAUUUUAUUUAAAGAUAAAAACUUAAAAUCAAGUCAAAAAAUUAUUUUAUAAUAAACAUCAUUAAUAUUUAAUUAUUUUAUAAAAAACAAUAGAAAUCUGGAAAAUUGUGAAAGAUUAGAUAGUUCAUAAAUAAUCAAUAAAUGGUGAAUAUUAUAAUCAGGCAAUCUCUAUUAAUGGUUAAUUUAUACUUGCUUAAAAGUAUAAAAACCAAGAAUUAGAAUUAUUUGAAUUAAAAUAGUUGUGAUUAUGGAAAAAUUUAUAGAUUACCUAUUAAAAUUAAUAAAUUUAUGUAUAAAUAUAUUAAUUUAAACACUCAUCAUCUAAAUCUGAAUGUAGAGAUAUAAAAUAACUUAGGCAAAAGAAAUGUCGAAGUUUAAUUAUAUUUAUAAUAAUAAAAUUUGUUCCAGAAUUUCUAUUCUUUAUUUAGGGAUGUUCACAUCGAUUAAUUAUAAUGAAAAAUCAUUAUGACACUUUGGGCUUAGAGAGGAAUGCUUAACCUAACCAAAUCAAGAAAGCCUAUCAUAAAUUGGCCCUUUAGUGCCAUCCAGUAUUAACAUGCUGAUGUCUUUUUAGGAUAAGAAUAGUGAUUUUAAGGCAACUGAUUAAUUUCACUAAAUAAACGAAGCCUAUAAUACUCUAUCCAAAGAAGAAUCCAAAUCAAAAUAUGACAAAAGACUCUAAACCAGAGACAAUUUGAAUGACCUGCUAAACUACUUUAAAUGGUAACAGGAAGAACCAUAUCUAUAAUAUGAUAUAAGAGAUGAUUUUAUAUCUAAAGAAGAUCGAGAAUUCUUAAGAAACUUUUCAAAUAAACAAGACACAGAAACAAUUAAAAAAAAGAGAAUUCGAAAAAAAAAAUGAAAAUCUUACCUUUACAAAUAAAUUAAUAAAAAAAUCAUAAAUUGGAUCAGAAAUAAUUAUCUUU
This is a messenger RNA of Paramecium pentaurelia, 2151 nucleotides long. Lineage: Eukaryota; Ciliophora; Oligohymenophorea; Peniculida; Parameciidae. The record is from the annotation of a GenBank genome assembly.